AUGACGGCCGCCGUCUUAUCCUCACCCGGCGCCACUCCUCCAUCAAAAUGCUUCACUAUCGACAAGGAAUAUCCUAAACCUACGCUUCCAUCACAAACCUGGGUUCUGGUCAAGGUCAAAGCCGCUGGAUUGAACCGUGCCGAGCUUCGCGGGAGGAAUGGUGAUGAACCUGCUCCGCCUGAAUUUGGCAUGUUUGUUGAUGAGUUCCAUCCUGAUCCGCCAAAGAUUUUGGGCGAGGAAUUUGUCGGUAUAGUCGAAGAAGCAGGCUCAGAAACCAAGUUCACCAAGGGAGACCACUGCACAGGCUUCAUCUACGGAGGCGGCAAAGCCUUCGAUGGCGCCUACGCCGAAUACGUUAUCUGCCCUUCCCAGCGGUGCUUCAAACUACCCCAGACGACUCUCUCCUGGGAGACCCUAGGUGCCACCACGAUGUCCAUGUGGACAGCCCACGGCUCAUUAUUCCAAGCUGCUCAACUAACCAAAGGAUCCACUGCACUCAUCCACGGAGCCACAAGCAGUGUAGGCGUCUGGGCCACUCUGCUAGCCAAGGCGCAGGGUUGCACUGUCAUCGCUACCACACGCCAGUCUUCAAAAGUCGACAAACUAAAGUCAUUGGGCGCAGACCACGUACUCCUGGAAGAAAACCUCGGCGACCACCUCAAGAAACUAGCUCCCAAAGGCGUGGAUUGCAUCCUUGAACUCGUGGGCCCGGACACACUCCAAACUCUCGCCUUGCCACACCUCGCAAAACACGGUUCGGUGGUGGUGACGGGAGUGUUGACAAAACAGUGGGCCAUGAAGGACUUUACGCCUGCUCUCAUCCCUCCCACCCGCAAAAUGACAUUUUACAGUUUGGAGCCUGGACAGGAAGAGGACGAAGGGGUGGAAAAGGUUAUCGAGCAGGUGAUUGGGAAAGUGGAGGCUGGAACGUUCAAGCCAGAGCAGUUCCUUGACAGGACAUUUUCGCUGGAGGAUGUAGGUCAAGCACAUGAAUAUAUGGAGGAUAGCAAGGCUGUUGGCAAGGUGGUUGUGACUGUCCCUUGA
Messenger RNA from Aureobasidium namibiae CBS 147.97, 1044 nucleotides. RefSeq names its product NAD(P)-binding protein. Gene Ontology annotation, molecular function: oxidoreductase activity. Bases 1 to 1044 code for a protein of 347 amino acids. The transcript is spliced from 2 exons. NCBI's taxonomy places the organism in Eukaryota, Fungi, Ascomycota, Dothideomycetes, Dothideales, Saccotheciaceae. The record is from RefSeq and is a predicted model, not a curated record.